AUGGGUUUUGUUGAAGCUAAAGCUCUAGGCUUUGUGCAGCUCUCAGUUCUACUACUGAGUUGCUUCACUGUGUUUGGAAAUGUAAUUGAUGUUUUACCCCCAAGCUCUCCUCCCCACCACCAUGUUCACUAUUCACACCCAGUAGCUUCCCCUGCACACCCACCAACACACCACCACCACCACCACCCACACCCACACCCACACCCACACCCUCCUACUGCCUCCCCGGUUCACCCACCGGUUCACUCUCCAACCCAUUCGCCGGUCCACCCUCCAACCCAUUCACCAGUUCACCCUCCAACCCAUUCCCCGGUCCACCCACCAAGCCACCACCACCAUCAUGGCCACCCACCGGCUCACCCUCCUACUCACGUCCCGGUUCAACCCCCGAGUCACCCUCCAACCCACCAUGCACCACCGGCUCACCCACCGGUUCAGAGCCCAAGCCACCCCCCAGUUCACCCUCCGCAGUACCCGCCUAAGAAACCUUUCCCAAGGAGCUUUGUAGCGGUUCAAGGCGUUGUUUACUGCAAGUCUUGCAAAUACUCCGGCGUUGACACCCUCUUGGGCGCCUCCCCUGUUCUUGGAGCUACUAUCAAGCUACAGUGCAACAAUACCAAGUACCCAUUGGUUGUGAAAACCAACACAGACAAAAAUGGCUACUUUUUCAUCACAGCACCCAAGACCAUCACCACAUUCGGAGCUCACAAGUGCAAGGUCUUUCUCGUCUCAUCACCCUCUGCCACUUGCUCUAAGCCCUCUGAUCUCCAUGCCGGUUUGAGUGGUGCAGUCUUGAGGCCACAGAAGCCAUUCAUGUCCGAGAAACUCCCAUUCCUUCUAUACAAUGUUGGCCCAUUUGCCUUUGAGCCCAAAUGCCAUUAG
This is a messenger RNA of Prunus armeniaca (apricot), 882 nucleotides long. NCBI's taxonomy places the organism in Eukaryota, Viridiplantae, Streptophyta, Magnoliopsida, Rosales, Rosaceae. The record is from the annotation of a GenBank genome assembly.